AUAAGGUAAAGGUCAGGUCUGGGGGUAAUUCAAAUAGAGAAUAUUAGGAUGGGGCGCUGUACUUACUCGUCUAAAAAUGCCAAAUUAACACAGGUUGUGUUCCAGCAAGGACGGGAGACAAUCUGUGUGUGUUACUGUAACCACCCUUUAUACAUUCCUCCGUGCCAAACCAUAGCCCAUACCUGACAGUCAGGGUGAGAGGUAACGCGGUGCAUUAUUACAGGCACGGUAUAGAGUGUUGCUUUGAAAGGCGCUUUCAGAAUUAUUGAUUACCAACAAAAAGUGAAUUAUUGAGAUCCUUCUUAGUCUUCAGAAGGGUUGACACAAAUAGACACACUAAGACAUUCAAAUCAAUAGUAGGUUUAUAUGUAGACAGAGGGGGGGUUAUAAACAUGCGCAGUGUGCGCGGUCCCUGGACGUUCGAUGGAACCUGUAUUGUUCUCUCAGAAUGAUUCUAGAACACGCACCGUGCUGUUGAGGUGGGUGUCACCGCGCUGUCAGAAAUAACAAGUCCUCGCUCGUAAAUCAGAGCUUUUAUUGCAGCAUUAGCGGGCGCUGUUUGCUUCUCCGCUUUAAUAAUCAAGAUGAUUUAGGAACAGUGGACAGACAGGCAGUCCUCGUCCGGGGAAGCACUAGAUGAUUUCUUACACACUUUCCUGAUAAGCCAUCCACACUGGCAAGAGAAAACAAACCGAAAUAUAAAACAAUAGCGUAAAAACGAUAGAAGCUACAGAAGAAAAAGCUCCCGGAGGCCACCGGGUGCUUUACAAACUUGUAGGGCCGGCGGAGGACCCUGCGCCCUGCUUGAGCAGAACACCUUCCGUACACAGAGUGGAGAGGCAUGCAAACUGUGCAGUGACGUGUAAUAUAUAAAAUAUGGCCUCUGUCUCUUUAAGAUGAGGCUGUGAUGUGUGCAAGGUUCAAGUUGGGGUCACUCGAAGUUUCUGCCCUCGGUUUUACCUUUUAGUUUUAAUAUAGACUGACAUCACAUGGGGCGCUAAAAACAUCGCAGAGAGAGCGCUUUAUCUCCGUGCGCGUUCGUACUGCCAUACAAAAAUAGCCGAGGAAAUUACAAAAAUAAAAAAAUUAUAAUAAUAAAGGAAACUGAUGCUGGACUCAGCACGUAUUUUACAGGAGGGGGCGAGAAAGAGAGAGAGAGACCGAGAGAGAGAGUAAAAAAACCCAUAGCAAUUAAUAAUAAAAAGAGUUGGCGAGAGACUGAGAAACGCUGGCAUGGAUUUUUGGGAGGCUGGCAGUUUGAAGUUGAUACGUCAGAAAUGAGACUCCAGAACACUUCUGAGAUGAUCAUUCAGCCAGACCUAAAGCGGAUGGCAGAAGAAACUGGGCAUCCAGGUGGAGGGCUGACGACAAUGCUGGAUGCUAUGGAGGUCCCGAGUCACGCUAGACACCUGCUCCUGCAACUCAACAACCAGCGGACUAAAGGCUUCCUGUGCGAUGUCAUCAUCGUGGUGCAGAACGCCCUCUUCCGGGCUCACAAGAACGUCCUGGCCGCCAGCAGCAUCUACCUGAAGUCCCUGGUGGUCCACGACAACCUCAUCAACCUGGACCACGAGAUGGUGAGCCCCGGGAUAUUCCGCAUCAUCCUGGAUUACAUCUACACCGGCCGGCUGAACGAGGGGGACCAGGCCACCGAGCAGAACCUGGGGGCGGUGCUGGCUGCGGCCAGCUACCUGCAGCUCCUGGACCUGGUGGCUCUGUGCAAGAAGAAGCAGAAGCGCAACGGGAAGUACGGCCACUUCCGCUCCGCCACCUUCUCCCUGUACGGGAAAAUGACGCGGGGGGGCGGCGGGGUUCGGACCUCGACCCCCGUCAUCCAGUCCUGCUUCUCUGGGGCAGGGGACCCUCCAAGGAACCCCCUUAAAAUGCCUCCCAUCGAAGCCGUGCUCCCUCACCCCUUGACCACUCACACAGGGGAGCUUUACGCCCCCUCCUCUCAGGGCAAUCAUGUCUACCAGCACCAGCACCAGCACCAGCAAGGGAUCCGGCUCUCCGAGAGGGACUGCUCGCCGAUAUACGGCUUGGACUUGACCAAAAAGAGCCCAAGCUCUCAAUCCCAGCCCUCUUCCCAUCACCACCACCAUCACCACCACCAAGACGGUGGCCACGAGAACAGGGUCGACCCCCAGCAGUUAGGCUCCGGCCGCGAGAGCCCUCUCCCCACUCUGCUCGACACCAACGGCGGCCACUAUACCAGGAAAGAGCAGAGCCAGCACUUCCACAACGGCAUGGAGACAGACGACCAUCCUUUGUCUCAGCUAACCCACCCCCACCCCUCCUCCUCCCUGACCCCCCAACCGCACUCCCACAAUCAGGAACCAUUAGGGGGCACCCUCAGUCCCAGAUCUGACCUCCACGGGCAGCCUGAGCCAGGGCAGGAAGUUCCCGAGAGAGGGGGUGGGGUUUACCGCUGGAUGAAGCACGAGCAGCUUUCGGGGUACCCCGAGGACGAGGAGGACUGCGAGCGAGAGAAGGACCCCCAAAACACAAUAGGAGGAUCUGAGGACAGGAAAUCCGAGGGCUCGCUCCCUUCCCAGCACGCCCCGGCAGGGGGCCGCUACCCAGCCUCCCUGGGGUGCGACGCGGAGGACGACAAGAGCGGGACGAGUGAGGAGACGGGCAGCAGCGACGGACCCUCCCCCCCGGGGAACGCAGACCGCUUCCACCUGGCCUACGAGCCGGAAUCCUUCGGGGACAACCUGUACGUGUGCAUCCCCUGCGGCAAGGGCUUCCCCAGCUCGGAGCAGCUCAACGCCCACGUGGAGGCCCACACCGAGGAGGAGCUGUACAGCAAGGACUCGGGCGGGGAGCUCGGGGGUGUCGGUGCCAACAACAGCCUGGGUGGCGGCUACCUGGACAAACCCAGCCCAGGCCUGCCGGGGGAGAUGAUCCGCCCGUACCGCUGCGCCAGCUGUGAGAAGUCCUACAAGGACCCGGCCACGCUGCGGCAGCACGAGAAGACGCACUGGCUCACCCGGCCCUACCCGUGCAGCAUCUGCGGCAAGAAGUUCACGCAACGGGGCACCAUGACGCGCCACAUGCGCAGCCACCUGGGCCUCAAGCCCUUCGCAUGCGACUCCUGCGGCAUGCGCUUCACGCGGCAGUACCGGCUCACGGAGCACAUGCGCAUCCACUCUGGAGAGAAGCCAUACGAGUGCCAGGUCUGUGGGGGCAAGUUCGCCCAGCAGAGGAACCUCAUCAGCCACAUGAAGAUGCACAGCGCUGGGGGAGGAGGCGUGGGGCUCGAUGGCAAGACCAAGGUGGAGUUCAUGGAAGGCAUCUACCCGCUCAGCAAGUACGCCGACCCCCUGGGGCUGAAGCAGGAGAGGGCCUCGGAAAUCCUGGUCCACGCCUCCCAGCACCUGCUCGCCGACUCUAAAGCCAUGGAGAGUCUCUACCCGCUCAGCAAGUUCGCAGCCUCCCACCUGGGCCUCGGCCACGAAAAGGCAUCGGAGGUCCUGAGCCAGGCCUCCCACCUCUCCGGAGGGGAGCUGCGGGCGAUCGACAGGUUCUCACCGAGUUAAAAAAAAAAAACAGACAAAAACCAGCAGCUCCGCAAUCAAAGACAGC
Molecule: messenger RNA, 3588 nt
Organism: Acipenser ruthenus (sterlet)
Lineage: Eukaryota; Metazoa; Chordata; Actinopteri; Acipenseriformes; Acipenseridae
Product: hypermethylated in cancer 1 protein-like
Exons: 2
Coding region: 1278-3542 (754 amino acids)
Biological process (GO): regulation of transcription by RNA polymerase II
Cellular component (GO): nucleus
Molecular function (GO): DNA-binding transcription factor activity, RNA polymerase II-specific; protein binding; RNA polymerase II cis-regulatory region sequence-specific DNA binding
Source: RefSeq, a predicted model, not a curated record